Molecule: messenger RNA, 1965 nt
Organism: Cajanus cajan (pigeon pea)
Lineage: Eukaryota; Viridiplantae; Streptophyta; Magnoliopsida; Fabales; Fabaceae
Source: RefSeq, a predicted model, not a curated record
AUGGUCUUCCUUCCUAUUUUAUACCAGCUUUUGCUUGUGAUUCAUGUUUCAGCUGACAAUGGAAAGUGUCCACCAUCUUUCGACUGUGGGUUUCUUGGCCCUAUUAAGUUUCCCUUCACAACCACUAAGCAACCACACUGCGGCUUACUCGCUAUAGAUGGCUGCCAACAACACAAUCCAUCCGCUCCCAAAACCCUCAAACUAACGUCAAAAUCCUAUCCUGUUCUACAGGUUGAACCUCGUUCCAUAGUCAUCACAGAUGACCAACAAGAUCGUUAUUUGUCAACCAAAAAUUGCAAAGCCUUCGCCAACAAUUUUACCCUUCCUCACACCUCUUCCUUAGCUUCUUUCAACAUCAAAUAUAGUAUCACACUCUUCAGAUGCAAUCGCUCCCUCAGGAUCACCCUUCCCAAAUACUAUUAUAAAUACUCAAACUGUUCUCAGUACGACAUCUACUAUGGCCCUCCAAAUACUCAGACUCCUCUCCCCUUCAACUACCCCACCGCUUUAGCACCAUGUUCAACCAUUCAGCUUGCAACACAAGGAAAGUCUACUCAGGACCCCUUUUACUUUCUAUCCGCUAGUAUCGCUAUUCAAGUACGAUUAUCUGAUGCUUGUGAAACCUGUCUUCAACGUCAAGGCCAAUGUUUACUUAACACGGAAGGAAAACCCUAUUGCGCCAACGAGAAUAAAAGUUUGGCGUGGAAAUUUGGACUAGGUAUUGGACUCCCUGGCAUUAUUAUAAUUGGGCUACUCAUUGUAUGGCACCGGAAAGCAAGAUGUGUGCCUGGUAUAUACUCAAAUCCAUACCUAGAGAGUGAGAGUAUCUACAUUGGGGUCCCUGUGUUCAAGUAUAAGGAUCUUGAAAUAGCGACAAAACGUUUUGACCGUUCUAGAGAACUUGGAGAAGGAGGAUUUGGGAUUGUUUACUAUGGAAAACUUAUCGAUGGACGUGAAGUUGCUGUGAAGCGCCUAUAUGAGCACAACUACAGGCGAUUAGAACAAUUCAUGAAUGAAAUCAAGAUCCUCACACACUUACGCCACAAAAAUUUGGUGUCUCUUUAUGGCUGCACGUCACGUCACAGCCGUGAACUAUUGCUCGUGUUUGAAUACAUUUCAAAUGGGACGGUGGCCAGUCACCUCCAUCAUCAUGGAUCAACAAAUCGUAGCUUUUUGCCAUGGCCUAUCCGAAUCAAAGUUGCCAUAGAGACUGCUACUGCGUUGGCCUAUCUUCAUGCUUCUGACAUCAUUCACCGUGAUGUCAAAACAAACAAUAUUCUCCUUGACAACACUUUUUGUGUUAAAGUUGCUGAUUUUGGACUAUCAAGAUUGUUCCCAAAUGAUGUGUCACAUGUUUCCACAGCUCCACAAGGAACCCCGGGCUAUGUUGAUCCAGAAUAUCACCAAUGCUACCAACUCACAAACAAGAGUGAUGUGUAUAGUUUUGGGGUUGUGCUUAUUGAGCUCAUAUCAUCCAUGCCAGCAAUUGAUCUGAACCGGCAUAAGGAUGAAAUAAACUUGGCAGAUCUAGCCAUAAGGAAGAUUCAAAAAAGUGCAAUGGCUCAGUUGGUGGAUACUUCCCUUGGUUUUGAGUCAAAUAGAGAUGUUAAAAGGCAAAUAACAUCAAUGGCAGAAUUGGCUUUUCAGUGCUUGCAACGAGAUAAAGAAUUGAGACCCUCCAUGGAUGAAGUUUUGGAGUUGUUGAAGGCAAUCGAAAGUCACAAGGAUGGAAAUGCACAUGUGGAGGAAGUAAAAGUUGAGGGUGAAGGUCCAUCUUUAGCUGAUGGUGAUGAAGUGGAAUUGUUGAGAAGUAUGAAGGUGUGGCCUUCGCCAAAAGCUGUGGCAGAUGAAUGGGACAGUCAAUCCACUAGUCCUAAUGUCAAUGCUCAGUAACCGUCAAGCCAAAUCUAGUAUGGCACUUGUAAUUUAUUAAACACAAAAUAGAAUCAUGGACUUUGAUAUGUA